AUGCAGCCGGAGCAGCAACCGCAAUCGUCCUCUCUUUUCUCCUUACCUACGCAGCAGCAGCAACCUCAGCAGCAGCAGCAGCAAGCCCGACAGGUGCCGCAAGUGUCAGGCGGGGAACCGCCUGCAGCGGCCCCGACGCCCCUAACGCAGUUAACGCCGUACAGCCAUCCAAAGGUGACGGAAGGGCGCUACGAGCGUGAGUCCGUGGAGGAGCGGCGGCGGCGUGAGGCGCGUGCUGUAUACGGCGAGCGCUGGGCAGCCAAGGUGAAGCGCAUCCAGCGGGAGUCCCCGCAUGGUCGCCGUCAGGGCUGGGCUCUGCGGUGCGUCAUCGUCAAGAGCGGCGACGACUGUCGGCAGGAGCUCUUGGCACUGCAGCUAGUCCGCACGUUUGGCGACAUCUUUUCGGAAGCGGGUCUACCCCUGUGGGUCAGGUACUACGAGGUCCUCGUCACGUCGAACAAGACGGCGCUGAUCGAGAUGGUUCCCAACACGCUCUCCAUCCAUACCAUCAAGUCGAGAUCCCCACCCGGGACCUCCCUAUCCGACCACUUCUUCGCCAAGUUUGGACGCUCUGGAACGCCCGAAUGUACGGCGGCGCAGCGGCGUUUCACGGAGAGCCUGGCGGCCUACUCACUCAUUUGCUACCUUUUGCAAAUCAAGGAUCGGCACAACGGUAACAUUCUGAUUGACGAUGACGGACGUGUGGUGCACAUCGACUACGGCUUCCUGCUGUCAAACUCCCCGGGGGGGGUCAACUUCGAGUCGGCGCCCUUCAAGCUGACCCGGGAGCUGUUGGAGGUGAUGGACUCAAACAGCGACGGCCGUCCCUCGGAGAUGUUUGACUACUUCAAGGUGUUGAUGAUCCAGGGUUUCAUCGCAGCUCGCAACUGCAGCGACCGCAUCCUGCUGCUGGUGAAGGUCAUGUCCAAGAGCGGCUUCCCGUGCUUCAAAGGAGGCGAGAGGGCGCUAAAGGCGCUGGAGAAGCGGCUUAUGACCUCUCUGACGGAGGUGCAAUGUGUAGAGCACGUACUGCAGCUGAUUGCGGAGAGCCUUGACGCCUGGAGGACCCGACAGUACGACUACUACCAGCGCGUGCUGAACGGCAUUCUCUAG
Volvox carteri f. nagariensis is the source of this 1113-nucleotide messenger RNA. RefSeq lists its product as uncharacterized. The coding region runs from base 1 to 1113 and encodes 370 amino acids. The transcript has 6 exons. Gene Ontology annotation, biological process: phosphatidylinositol phosphate biosynthetic process; phosphatidylinositol-mediated signaling. The record is from RefSeq and is a predicted model, not a curated record. Gene Ontology annotation, molecular function: 1-phosphatidylinositol 4-kinase activity. Gene Ontology annotation, cellular component: cytoplasm; membrane. NCBI's taxonomy places the organism in Eukaryota, Viridiplantae, Chlorophyta, Chlorophyceae, Chlamydomonadales, Volvocaceae.